Molecule: messenger RNA, 7416 nt
Organism: Ilyonectria robusta
Lineage: Eukaryota; Fungi; Ascomycota; Sordariomycetes; Hypocreales; Nectriaceae
Product: putative polyketide synthase
Exons: 7
Coding region: 1-7416 (2471 amino acids)
Biological process (GO): secondary metabolite biosynthetic process; fatty acid biosynthetic process
Molecular function (GO): phosphopantetheine binding; oxidoreductase activity; zinc ion binding
Source: RefSeq, a predicted model, not a curated record
AUGGACUCGAGCUAUACUACCGCAGGUGCGGCUGCACCUGCACAGAAUGGCACAAACACCACCAGCCACACGGGUCAAGAGCCCAUUGCCAUUGUUUCUGUGGCCUGCCGUCUCCCUGGCCACUGUAUGAACCCGCAACAACUAUGGGAGUUUCUCAUCAACGGAGGUGUUGCUACUUCCAACUCGCCUCCCGAGUCGAGAUUCAACAUCAAGGGUCACUUCGAUGGCUCCCGCAAGACUCACACUAUGAUAUCCCCUGGAGGCAUGUUCAUUGAGGACAUUGACCUACAGGCUUUUGACGCCCAAUUCUUCAACGUCAAUAGAGCAGACGCAAUUGCUAUGGAGCCGCAACAGCGCCAGAUUCUCGAGGUUGUUUAUGAAUGCCUCGAGAACGGAGGUGUCCCAUUGGAGAGUCUGACAGGCAAGGAGGUUGGCUGCUUUGUGGCCAGUUACGCUGUCGACUUUGGCGACAUUCAAGCCCGGGAUCCCGAAGACAGAGCAGGGGGCAUCUCGAUGGGUAUUGGUCGUUCUAUUUUGAGUAACCGAAUCAGUCACUUUUUGAACAUCAAAGGUCCUAGCAUGACCAUUGAUACGGCUUGCUCUGGUGGCCUGGUCUCGCUCGAUGUUGCUUGCAAAUACCUGCAGGCAGGGUUGAUGGACGGAGCACUCGUGGCAAGCGCCAACAUCAACAUGGAUCCUGAACACACAAUUGAAUCAGGAUCCUUGCGAGGAACCAUCUCUGAGUCCGGAAAAUGCCACACCUUUGAUAAUAAGGCCGAUGGUUAUGUCAAAUCUGAAGCUGUCAACUGCGUCUACAUCAAGAGAUUGAGAGACGCAAUUCGCGACGGAGACCCAAUCCGAGCAGUUAUUCGUGGGACCUCGUCCAACAGCGACGGCCGCACUCCUGGUAUUGCUAGUCCCAGCUCUGAAGCACAGGCAGCAGCAGCUAUGGCGGCAUAUGAGCGUGCUGGGAUUACAGAUCUCAGCAGGACAGGAUACCUCGAGUGCCAUGGUACAGGUACCCCUGCAGGCGAUCCCAUUGAGACAACUGGAGCCAGCAUGGUGUUCAAGGCCUCACACCCCGCCGACGACCCCCUGAUUGUAGGGUCUAUCAAAAGCAAUAUUGGCCACUCAGAGAAUGCCGCAGGAAUUUCAUCCCUUCUCAAAGCCACCCUUGCUGUAGAGAGCGGUAUUAUUCCCGGAAACCCAACCUUCAUCACCCCCAACCCCAAGAUCGAUUUUGCGAAGCUGCACCUGCGCCCUUCAAGGGUGGCCGUCAACUGGCCAAAGAGCAAGAAUGACUACCGUCGAGCAAGUGUCAACUCGUUUGGUUUUGGUGGCACCAACGCCCACGCAAUUGUUGAGGCGUCGGAGCACUAUCUGCGGGAACAGAAGAUUCAGCAACACGUCCAGUACCUCAGCACCUAUUCUGAGGAGAGUGAUGAUUUCUUUGACGAUGAUGAUGAUGAAGUUGACGAGUCGGCUGGCGGUGUUCCUAGGCCUCAAGUUGUCGUUUUCUCUGCCAAUAACCUCGACUCCCUCAAGUUGUACCUGAAGAAGCUACGGACGCACCUCCUCAAUCCUCGAGUUAGCAUCAAGCUCUCGGACCUCACAUACACACUUUCAGAGCGCCGAACCCGCCUCUAUCACCGUGGUUUUGCUGUUAUUACCAAAGGCCCAGAUGCCAAGGUGGAUGGCAUCUCUGCUGAUUCUGUCAUCUUUGGCAAGCAAGCAGCGGAUCCACCCAAGAUUGGUUUCGUUUUCACCGGCCAGGGAGCGCAAUGGCCUCAGAUGGGCCGUGAUCUGUUGACUGCUUUCCCCGAAACUGCUGGCGCAAUUAUCAAACGACUUGAUGUCGCCCUUCAGGAUCUUUCUCCUGAAGUCAGACCGGCUUGGUCAAUUUACUCUGAGCUUACUGAGUCCCGAACAUCGGACCACAUGCGUCUGCCAGAGUUCUCUCAGCCUUUGGUCACGGCACUUCAACUCGCCCUCUUCGAGGUUUUGAAGAUGUGGGGUGUAUCCCCCCGAGCUGUUGUGGGUCACUCCUCAGGCGAGAUUGCAGCCGCUUGUACGGCUGGCCUCCUUACUCCCGAGCAAGCCAUCAAGAUUGCCUAUCUGCGUGGCUAUGCUGGCAAGGCAGCCACGGGCACUUCUGAAGCCCUUAGCAUGAUGGCUGUGGGCAUGGGCCCUGAGAAGGCCCAACCCUACCUUGAUGCCGUCAAUGUGAGCGGAGAGAAGCCCGUAGUUGAGAUUGCGUGCUACAACAGUCCUUCCAGCAUUACUCUUGCUGGUACUGUUGAUUCUCUCAACGUUGUGCGUGAGGCUAUCCAAGCGGAUGGACAUUUUGCGCGCUUGCUGCAAGUCAACCUAGCCUACCACUCGCGAUACAUGGGAACCAUCAGUGAGGCUUACGAGAAGCUGUUGGUCGAGAACAAGUGUCUCGAGGGCUCCCCCAAGUCUUCUGGAUCCGUCAAGAUGUUCUCAUCCGUACUCCGAGAGAAGCUUUCCCGUGAGGCAGAGACUGGCGUUGAUUACUGGAAGGCCAACAUGGUUUCUCCCGUUCGAUUUGCUGAUGCCUGUCUGGAGCUGAUGAAGGAUCAGGAGGAUGGAGCUGACUUCUUGAUUGAACUUGGCCCUAGCAAUGCACUGGCUGGCCCAGUUGGCCAGAUUAAGAAGACUCUGCCGAAUGAUGGUACCAACAUCAUGUACGCUUCUGCUACCAAGCGCGGAGCUGAGACUCUUCAGGCUCUCUACUCGGUUGCUGGUCAACUCUUCAUUGCCGGUGCGGACAUCCCCCUUACGAAGGUGAACGGUGUCGAGGGCGUCUCCCCAACGAAGCCUUCUAUCCUGAUUGAUCUCCCUAACUAUGCCUGGAACCACACCACCAAGUACUGGCAUGAAAGCGAAAUCAGCAAAGAAUGGCGCUUCCGCAGGUUCUUGCACCACGAUCUCCUCGGAAGCAAGGUUUUGGGAACCUCCUGGAACGCCCCCUCAUGGAAGAAGCCUCUCAAGCUUUCCGACUUUCCUUGGCUCAGCGAACACAAGAUGGGCACGGAUGUUGUCUUCCCUGGAGCGGGUUACAUCGCCAUGGCUAUUGAAGCUGUUCAUCAAACCACCCUUUCUCUUGCGACUGAUGAUGAAGCGAAAGAGCUGGACGCCGAGUCCUAUCACUACCAGCUUCGAGACGUCAAGUUCUCCAAGGCACUUGUGCUGGAUGACACGGUUGACGCUGCGGUCAUGCUCAAUCUGACCCCUACCCAGGGUCUUAAGUCCAGGUGGUACAAAUACGAAGUCAUCUCGACUGUAGGCGGCGAAGCCCUUACCACCACUAGCCACAGCACAGGAUUUGUUCGACUCAAUAAGGGACUUUUCAAGAACCCUCCAGCGGACCCUGAGAGCUUGAUGCUUCCCUUGAAGCACACCGCCCCUGCUAAGCUGUGGUACGGCUCUAUGGCGGAUGCUGGGUAUGGAUUUGGUCCAUCUUUCCAGAAGCAAGUCGAAGUGGAGGUUACCUUGGGCCAGCCGAAGAGUCGAUCAUUGGUCAACUUGACAUCGCCUUCCUCCAAGUGGAAGCAGUCGUACUACCCUCUCCACCCGGUAGUCAUGGAUGGCUGCUUCCAGACUGUGUCACCAUCUCUGUGGCACGGAGACCGCAGCGCCGUCGAUUCCCUUCUGAUCCCGGCCAGCGUGGAUAGUCUGUGCAUCUCUGCAUUCCCAGAGGGUCAGCUCCCCGAGGUUGGCCUCUCAAUCUCUUCCGCCAAGUACCUCGGCCGAGGACGCCUCGAAGAUAAGAUCCAUUACUCUUCCUACGCUUCCGUGUACAACCCCACGACCGGUGAUGCUAUUUUCGAUAUGAAGGGCCUACGAUAUCACCGUCUUGAGACGCAGAAUGCUUCUUCAGAGCCUUAUCCUUACACCCGCUUGGAGUGGAAGCCUGAUUUUAGCUACCUGCGUGAAGCUGGUAAACUUAGCACUGCUAUUGAGGCCAGAAAAAUCAAACAGAGCUCCUCUGUUCACAGUGUUAUUGAUUUUGCUGCUCACAAGAAGCCUCAUCUUGCCGUGUUGGAGGUCAACCUGACCCCCAACGAUACUUCCAGCUUGUGGCUUGAGAAGCCCGGGUCGAAGCACGCGACCCGUGCGGCCUGCAGAGCCUACCAACUGAUUAGCAAGUACCCCGAUGCUGUCCUUGAAGCUGAGAAUCAGUAUGCUGGGUCUGCUAAUGCCAAGUUCACUCUCCUCGACCCCACCUCAGUGGACUUUGAGCCAUCACCUGAGGUGUAUGAUCUCGUUAUCGUGAAGCUGCCUCCCACCCCUAGUGCCAAGGUUGACAUUCUCAUUGCAAACAUCGAUAAGCAUGUUGCAGAGAGUGGAAGUAUGCUGUUCAUCCAAGGUUCAGAGAACUUUGAGACUCAAUUGAAUGGCGAAGUCAAUGGCGAUGCCAAGGAACUCACUAACGGCGAGGUCGAAACAACCACCGCCCACGUGAACGGAGAGACCAAUGGAGAGACCAACGGAAAUCACGUUGAAGAAACCACUGUCGAUAUCUCAGUUUCUCUUGAAAAGUCCGGCUUCAAGAGCAUUCGGACUAUCCCCAGUGAGGGCAAGGAUGUCGCAGUUGUCGCUUCCAAGUCUGCAUUAGAGGAUGCUCAGCGAGGUGCAAUUGCCCUGGUUCGUCUUUCUGAAACCUCGGAAAUUACCUCUCUUGCGGCCAAGUCUCUGAGUGAGCUUGGCUGGUCUCUCACGGAGCAUGCCUCUUCCGUCGAGGCUGUUCAGCACAAGAGCACUGUCCUCGUUAUUGAUGAGCUGGCCCAGCCUCUUCUGACAACUGUCACGGAUUCCCAGUGGAGUACGGUUAAAGAGCUUGUCCGAAAGGAGUGCAACAUUCUCUGGGUGACCCAAGGCGCCCAGAUGGCUGUCAAGAACCCUCAGGCUUCGGUCGCACAGGGCGUGUUCAGAAGUGUUCGGUCCGAGGAGCCUCUCCUCAACAUCAUUACUCUCGAUGUAGAAUCCAGUGAAGCUGAAGGGCUCCCCAACACGGUUGCGGCGGUCGACACCCUCCUUCAGUUGGCUCAGAAUAAGCCUAACCAGGAGAGCAAUGACUUUGAGUUCGUCGAGCGUGGUGGUAUUCUCUACAUCCCUCGAAUUCUCCCUGACGAAGGUCUCCAUUCGGCCCAAGUUGAAGGCGACAGAGCGUCUACUCGCACUGUUGAUCUUCACGCUUCCAAGUCCACUAUUCGACUCAUUACUGGAAAGCGUGGUGACAUCGACUCACUGCAUUGGACAGAGAUUGGCUCUAGCGAGGCUACAGAACUCGAGCCUGGCUUCCUGGAGGUAGAGAUUUAUGCUUCCAGUCUCAACUUCAAGGAUGUCAUCGUGGCUAUGGGUAUCAUUCCCGAGAAUGAGCACCUCCUUGGUCUUGACGGUGCCGGUAUCGUCACCCGAGUCGGUCCUGGUGUCACUGAUAGACACGUUGGCCAGCGUGUUGCUGUCCUGGAGAGGGGUACGCUUGCAAACCGUGUCAUCACUCCUCGAGAGUACACCAUGACUAUCCCGGAUAGCAUGUCCUUUGAAGAAGGUGCCACCAUGCCUCUGGUGUUUGUCACCAGUAUGGAGUCGCUAUUUGGUCUUGCAAACCUCCGACGUGGACAGAAGGUUCUGAUCCACUCUGCCGCUGGUGGAAUUGGUAUCUCAAGCAUCCAGCUGUGCAAGUACAAGGAGUGCGAGGUUUUCGCAACUGUUGGAUCUGAGGACAAGCGCCAGUUCCUCAAGGACUCUUUCGGAAUCCCCGAUGACCACAUCUUCUCGUCGAGAAGCACCAAGUUUGCCAAGCAGAUUCUAGACGCAACCAACGGCUAUGGUGUUGAUGUUAUUCUCAACUCCCUCACCGGAGAGCUUCUGGAGGAAAGCUGGCGCAUUAUUGCGACUGCUGGCACGAUGGUUGAGAUUGGCAAGCACGACAUCCUCGAACGCCGCUCUCUGCCGAUGGAGCCUUUCGGCCGAAAUGCCUCGUUCCGCGCCCUGGAUCUCUCGUUGAAGGAAUUCCCCAAGAGAGUUGUUGGAGAGCAUCUGGAUCUUCUGUCUGAGCUCGUCCAGCAAGGCCACAUGAAACCCAUCAACCCCAUCAAGGUCUUCUCAUUUGAGGAGAUUGGAGAUGCAUUCCGAUUCCUCGGAAGUGGAAAACACAUCGGAAAGCUGAUCAUCUCGAACGGGGAGAAGGAGGCGGCCCAAGUCACGGUCCAACCCCCCAAGCGUAGUCUUGAGAAGGCUUUGAACCCAGAACACUCGUACCUCGUCGUCGGAGGUCUAAAGGGCCUCUGCGGAAGCCUGGCUAUCUGGCUUGCUAAGAACGGAGCCAAGCACCUGGCUAUCAUGUCCCGAAGCGGCUCCGCUGACGAGAAAUCGCUUGGAGUCAUCAAGGAUAUUGAAGCUCAGGGAUGCGCCGUAGAACUUCUCAAAGGAGAUGUUGCGGAUACUGAAGACGUGCGGCGUUGCUUGAAGUCAACAGUUGUGCCCAUCGGCGGUAUUGUUCAGGGUGCUAUGGUUCUUCGGGAUCGCAUGUUCGACUCCAUGACACAUCAAGAGUAUCACGAGGCACUUGCCUGCAAGGUCCAGGGAACCUGGAACCUUCAUACUGUGUCCCAGGAGCUCAACCUGCCACUUUCCUUCUUCACUAUGCUGUCGUCCAUCUCUGGCAUCAUUGGCCAGAAGGGACAGACCAACUACUCUGGUGGAAACACAUUCCUCGACUCUCUGGCGGUCUACCGUCGCGAUACCCUGGGACUGCCUGCGACAACCGUUAACUUGGGCAUCAUCGAGGGCAUUGGCUACCUGGCCGACCACGAUGACGUGCACAAGCAACUUACUCGCAACCUGGAUACUUGGGCCCCAAUCAACGAGGCCAAGCUUCGUCGCAUCUUUGAGUUCUCGGUGUUCCAGCAGGACCUGGACGUCACUCGCCAGCCUAGCCCGGCCAGUGUUACUCAGAUGAUCACCGGCAUGCAAAUCCCCUUGCCUGGAGACACUGAACUGUUCCGCGAUGCCCGCUUUACUGGCCUUCACAUCACUACUGGAAAGGAGGGCGAUGGAGCCAAGUCCGGUGACCGAGAUGACAAGGAGCUGCAGACGUUCCUGCUCUUGAUCAAGACCAAGGGAACCGACCCGAACGCGCUCCUUACGGCUGCCGUGGAGCUCGCAAACGCCAAGUUCACCAAGCUGCUCCGCCUCGCCGAACCCAUGGAGCCGAGCCGGCCGAUGAGCAUUUACGGUCUCGACUCGCUGGUGGCGGUCGAGUUCCGCAACUGGGCCCGUACUACGUUGAGCGUGGAGCUGUCGACGCUGGAGAUCACCAAUGCGCAGAGCCUGAUUGCGCUUUGCGAGAAGAUUGUGGCCAAGGCUGCGGCUGCCUUGGCUGCUUGA